Messenger RNA from Melampsora larici-populina 98AG31, 927 nucleotides. RefSeq lists its product as uncharacterized. The record is from RefSeq and is a predicted model, not a curated record. The transcript has 2 exons. The coding region runs from base 1 to 927 and encodes 308 amino acids. Lineage: Eukaryota; Fungi; Basidiomycota; Pucciniomycetes; Pucciniales; Melampsoraceae.
AUGCAGCUUACUGGAAAAACUUUGAGGGAUUGGUUAGGUAGGUACAAGAGUGCUUAUAUCAAGGCAAGGAAUUGGAGAGAUGGGACUGGUGCAGGUACGGAUGAAAAUGGUGUCCAAAGAGAUCUCACAUCGAUUAACAAGAUCUUAGAAGACAAAUGUCCGUGUUUUGAGGAAAUGGACGCCAUCUUCAAAGACAAGCCGAAUGUUGUGGCGUUUGGAAUCUUGGACUCUGGAGUUGACAAUUCCCAACAAGACUUACCAGGCACGUGGAUUCUUCAAUUAAAAUCACCUUCUGAACCUUCUCAACAUCCCACUGAGAUUACUCAUGUAUCUGACUCUGACCCUGGUCCUCAUCAUCCUUCAGGCAACGACAGCGAUGGCUUGCCUUCUGACCACUCAUCUUCCAACAAAUCUGAUUCUGAUAACGGAUUGGCUCACGAUGCUCACGAUGCUCACGACGAUGAUGGUUACACUCGUCCAACAACUCAGCAAGAAUCGUAUUCAGCUUUACAACGGGUCAUCAAAUCCUUCAAAGAGCAAGAGGAACAAGAGCAAUAUGAUUUUCGCCCCCUUCCACCUCCAAUUGAACCUCCUGCCAACUAUAAAGCCUUUUCAGUCCCUGCCGAAGAUGAAGAAAAUGAAGAUAGUGAUGAGAUUGAAGAACAUCAAGAGAAAAAUGGUGAUGAUAAAGAGAACGAACCAAUGGACAUUGACAAGAUGGAAGUUGACCGCCUUUUGAAUGAAGAUGUAGAAGCUAAUUUCAUACCUAGUGAUGUACUCCUCGAUAGCGACAACUCGGAAAUCGCUCCCCCUCCCAAGAAGAAAGCUCAACCUUCCCAACAAGCAUCCCAAAAGAGAACUCGCAAGUCGAAUGAAGAAGGCCCCGGCAAAAAGAAGAGCAAACAAGUCGAAUGGUCUCACACCUAG